ACGGUGAGGGACGCUUUGGAGGAGAAAGGCAACGCAGCGAGCUAAACACAAUGGCGACGUCGGCGACAACAGCAGGCGGGACGGGCUCAGGCGGAGGAGCGGCGGGUCUGGUCGGCGGCGGAACGGCGGUAGCCCGAAAGAAAGACGGCGGUCCUUCUACGAAAUUUUGGGAAAGUUCGGAAACGAUUUCUCAGCUUGAGACGGUGCGACUUUGGAUCGGAAAGCACUACAAGAAGUAUGUCCAGAAUGACUCUCCAUCCAGUAAGUCCCUGGCUGGCCUGGUGGUCCAACUGCUUCAGUUUCAAGAGGAUGCGUUUGGACGCAGGGUCAACAAUCCUCCUCUUACCAAGCUACCUGCCAAAUGUUUCCUGGAUUUCAAGGCAGGAGGAACUCUCUGUCACAUCUUGGGAUCAGUAUACAAGUAUAAAAGUGAGCAGGGCUGGAGGAGAUUUGACCUGCAGAAUCCGUCUCGGAUGGACCGGAAUGUGGAAAUGUUCCUAAAUGUUGAAAAACACCUGGUCCAGAAUAAUUGCCUGACACGGCCCCUCGUCUACCUGUCGCCAGAAAUUGAGCAGAAGCAGGUCAGCAAACUCAAAGACAUCAUCAAGAGGCACCAGGGUUCGGUCACCGAGGACAAGUCAAAGGCAACUCAUCACAUUCACCCAUCUUUGACACACCAGGAAGACGAGGAGUGGCUGCGUCCGGUCAUGAGGAAGGACAAGCAGGUCCUUGUUCACUGGGGCUUCUACCCAGACAGCUAUGACACCUGGGUAUCCACUGGUGAGGUGGAUGGUGACGUGGAAGAUCCUCCCAGCUCUGAGAAGCCCUGGAAGGUUCAUGCCAAGUGGGUUUUAGACACAGAUGCCUUCAAUGAGUGGAUGAAUGAGGAAGACUAUGAGCUGGACGAGAACAAAAAGCCUGUCAGCUUCCGACAGAGAAUCUUCCCCAAAGAGGAGGAGUCUUCCCGUACACCCGAUCGCAAGGAGCGCAAGGCAAACUCUGCUGGCAAGAAGAGGAGACGCUCGCCCUCGCCGCCCAGCACCCCAGCUGAGUCCCGAAAAAAAGGAGGAAAGAAGGGGAACCCAGGGCCUCACUGGAAGCGACGAGGACACAGAGGCGAGGAAGAGGACACUGAGGAGGACAUGACGAAGGACAUGGAUGACUCCUCUGCCGGCGCCAGCAUGGAGGACGGCGUGUCCAAGAACGAUGACAUGGAGGAUGAUUCGGUGCUGUCUGGUGGAAAGGAUGAUGAUGAACAAGGCAAAGGAGAAGUCAAUCGGAUGGAUGCUGGAGAGGACAAUGUAACUGAGCAGACUCAUCACAUCAUCAUUCCCAGUUAUGCUGCCUGGUUCGACUACAAUAGCAUCCAUGAGAUUGAGAGGAGAGCUCUUCCAGAGUUCUUUAAUGGGAAGAACAAAUCCAAAACUCCAGAAAUAUACCUGGCCUAUCGAAACUUCAUGAUUGACACGUAUCGGCUGAACCCUCAAGAGUACCUGACCUCCACUUCCUGUCGCAGAAACCUGACUGGGGACGUCUGUGCCAUCAUGAGGGUUCAUGCAUUCCUGGAGCAGUGGGGUUUGGUAAAUUACCAGGUGGAUGCUGAGAGUCGGCCGUUACCCAUGGGCCCCCCUCCCACGCCCCACUUCACUGUGCUGGCUGACACUCCCUCCGGCCUCAUUCCCCUCAACCACCGGCCUCCACCUAUUCCUCCUCCUCAGCCAAUGCCCAACUUUGCAGAUAAGUCCAAAGACAAAGCAAUUGACUUGCAGAACUUUGGCCUCCGCCCUGACCUCUACAAGAAAAACGCCAAACAGGGAAAGGGAGCCGGUACCACCAGAGAAUGGACUGAGCAAGAGACUCUACUGCUGCUUGAGGCCCUGGAAAUGUUCAAAGACGACUGGAACAAAGUGUCGGAGCAUGUUGGUUCACGCACCCAAGAUGAAUGUAUCCUGCACUUCCUGCGGCUGCCCAUUGAAGAUCCAUACCUCGAGAGCACAGAAACGUCUCUGGGCCCUCUGGCCUACCAGCCCAUUCCCUUCAGCCAGUCCGGAAACCCAGUAAUGAGCACAGUCGCCUUCCUGGCCUCAGUGGUGGAUCCUAGAGUGGCGUCUGCUGCAGCCAAAGCAGCUUUAGAGGAGUUUUCUCGCGUGCGUGAGGAAGUUCCUGCCGAGUUGGUGGAGGCUCACGUCAAGAAGGUCCAGGAGGCAGCAAGGAGCACCGGCAAGGUGGACCCGACCUUCGGCCUGGAGAGCAGCGGCAUCGCAGGAACCGCACCAGAGGAGCCCGAAAAAACAGAAGCCGCAGAACCAGAAAAGAUGGAAACAGAUUCGGACUCCCAACAGGCUGAUAAGGCUGAGAUGAAGGACGAGGCAGAAAAGCCCAGUGAGUCGGCAGAGAAAAGCGACAAGACGGAGAGCACAGAAAAGGUGAAGAAGGAAGGAGCAGAGGGAUCAGAGCAUGAACAGGAGAAGGAGGAAGAAGGAGAAACCAAAACAGCUUCAGCAGAUAAAGAUAAGGAUGAAACUAUGGACACCUCAUCUUCAGAUCAAGAGAAGGAGAAAGAGAAGGCAACUACCGAGGAGGGAGAGGAAAAGCAGAAGAAGUUGGAGCAUGACAUCGGAGAGGGAAACAUCGCUACAGCGGCCGCUGCUGCUCUCGCUUCUGCAGCCACCAAAGCCAAGCACUUGGCAGCAGUUGAAGAAAGGAAAAUUAAGUCCCUGGUUGCUCUGCUGGUGGAAACCCAGAUGAAGAAGUUGGAAAUCAAGCUGAGGCACUUCGAAGAGCUGGAGACCAUCAUGGACCGCGAAAAGGAAGCUCUGGAGCUUCAGCGGCAGCAGCUCCUCACCGAGCGCCAGGCGUUCCACAUGGAGCAGCUAAAAUACGCUGAGAUGAAGGCCAGACAACAGAUGGAGCAGCAAGCCGCCGCCGCCGCUGCUGCUGCAGCCGCCCAGGCUCAAGGUCAGGGCUCUGGACCUGGAGCCCAUCCCGGUCCCCCUCCACACGGUAUGCAUCACGGCGGACCCCCGCCCCACCACGGCGGCCCUCCUACUGCUCACCAUGGAGGACCACCGCCCCACCACGGCGGGCCUCCUCCUCACCAUGGAGGACCGCCACCAGGUGCUGCAAUGCAUCCUGGGUUCCCUCCAAUGGGCCACCAUCCCAUGGCCCCCCACCACCCAGGACAGACAGGACCGAUGGAACCGGGUCAGCCGAUGCCAGGACGGAUGCUGUCCGGUCCGCCUUCUGCCGGACCGCCACCAGGGGGCAUGCCUCCCAUGAUGCCCCCACGUCACCCUGGAGCCCCCAAUGGCAUGUAUCCUGGCCCCCCGCCUGCACAACCAGAGGCGAUGCCUCCAGCUCCCGUGGCUCCUCCAGCGCCCCCAAGUGGCCGGGUGUCUGACAAUUAAGGCGUACAAACAGAAAAAGCACAUGUGCAUAAAGCUAAAACUCUGUCUCUGACCUUUGCUUGUCGCUACGUUUUUCUCCUUCACAUUCAAGCAACCGUAAACUUUACUCCCCCUGACACACAGACCCACACUCUGGGAUCCAAAUUCACAAACACACAUGCAGACUUCCUCUCAGGGCACAGCAGCGAGGUUCAUCUAGUAAUAAACACUGUUUUACACUCUGUCGAGUAACAACGAGGCUGAAGACAACAAUCCUGUGGAUAGAAAACCAAACAAGGAGACAGAAAAUAUUUUUGAAAAAUCCUCCUUUCUCAGCUUCUUAUUUUGUUCGAAUGACACUGUAACGCUUUCCAGAGUAACAAAAAACAACCCCAUGCUCUCCUGUUCCCCGUUUCCGUCAGCGAUAAACCCCUAGAGGAGGCUUGUUGGGCCAGACAGCCAGUCUGUGUGCUGAGUAGCCUGAGCUGUGACAUGUGAGUGGAUCCAGCCUGCCCUCACUCCUGCUGAGUAUCUACCUCUCGCUCUUCUUUUAAAUGAUACACUGUAGCUCUGUGUGUGUGUGUGCGCCUGGAAGACGGAUGGAGGCUUGAAUUUGGUCUGUGAAGUUACAGAAAUCUACAACAGAGACAAAAAGUUACGGUUCACCUUCAGACGAAAAGCCUUCUAGGUCAAAUGUUGCUGGAAAGACUGUUAUGUUUCUGAUGAGGUUCUCCCAAACAAAGCUGGUAGGUGUAAUAUGUUCAGUCCUUAAUAGCUUUUUGUUGCAGAUUAAAAGAAAAUACUAGAAAAUUAUGCAGGAAUCUUUUAAAUGCCUCACAUUUUAGCUGCUUUGAUCAGUUUUCGUCAAACAAGACAGCAGCAUUCUUCUUUUUAAGUUAAACUAAACACCUGCCUUGCUCUGAUCUUAUGUAAUAAAUAUAUUUGAUGCUGUUAGGAAGCUACUUUCAGGUGCAGUGCAGGCUGACCUCAUUUUGCUUCAAAUACAAUAGCAGCAUCAACAAAAUACGAAUAAAUAAAGCUUAGAAAACCGAAGCUGAAGUAUUUCUUAAUUUUCUUUUGCUUAAAUAUAGAAUUUUGUUACAGAUCUGAUCGGGCCGCCGAAGGAUUCACAGACUAAACAUCCGUUCUUCUGUCUCAGUUCCCAGAGCGCGACAACGCACAGAGAAAUGUAAACUAAGCUCAGGCAAACACUGGAGGCUGCAUGCACACACCCACAUCUUGGUUCAAACCUGGCACUGACCCUUACACACACCCACACACACACACACACACACAAAUCCUCUGCUGACCUUCACACAGUGAGAGACGCUGCGUUUUUGCUUGAACGAGACGGUGCCGAUUCUGUAGCUAUUCGACCCUCCUCUUCCUCUGCUCCGUUUCCUCACGCCUAGCACUGCCUACCUCGCUAACACCUCCUCCUCUUCUGUUUCUCACUUUUCACAAAUCGCCGUAAAGCUCUGCAAUAUUCUGCAAUCUUAUCCAAUCUGUGGUUGAAACAAAGAAAAACAAAUGAUGUGUUGAUCCUUGAAAUUUCUGUUGAUGCAGUCCAGUAGUACCAUCUUGUUUGGUUGAGAAGAAUAUUGUCGAAAUGUGACGUUAAAGUUCGGCUUCACUUCACCAAUAGCCAAAAUUAUAAACAAACGCUUCUGUUUACAAUUACUCCUAACGACCAUCGCUGUUGUUUUUCAAUUACCAUUGUCUCGGUUGUCGGUAUUUAAGCCUAUAGUUGUAAAAUUUGAUCCGUUUUGCAUAUGAUAACUGCUUGCUGUGUACAACUUCUUAAACAUAAAUUAAGUCACAAGUUCACACAAGUUACUACGAAACCCAAAAACGGUACCUUAACUUCUAACUGUUCCUAUUUCCUUUAUAGCUCUGUCGGUGUCUCUGCUACCUCUUCCUCUUUCAUCUGCUAGCUACCUCUUCUAGAAAUCUUCCUCUUGCUCUCUGCUACCUCUCACACCCUUUAGCUACCUCUCGUUAGCCUUUCCUUUCCUUUCCUUUUUUAGUCUUUGUUUUUGAGUGCUGCCCACAUGACUGCUGUCACCGCUGCCCUCUUCUCCCAGGCUGCAGGAAGAAGAAAACGCAAACAUUCGUUCAUCGCGCUCUCAUUCACCGUGCCCUCUUUGUUUUCUUUUUUUCCUGUGUUAACAUCUAACUAGGUGUGUGAUUUAUCUUUACUUAAACAUGACAUGAUUCCCUUCUUACAUAUAUUAUCUUUUAUGGAUGCUUUUUUUGUGUUAAUGGUAAUGUAUUUUUAAGGAGAAGUUUUGUGUAGAUGGACGUUUUCUCUGUUUGUAGCAUUUGUUUUGUUUUUCUUUUUAUUUUGUAUGGGGUCUGUUGGUACUUGGACCUAGACACUGUCAAAUAAACUGUUUUCUAAUAA
This is a messenger RNA of Gambusia affinis (western mosquitofish), 5790 nucleotides long. It is a transcript of the gene smarcc1a, whose product is annotated as SWI/SNF related, matrix associated, actin dependent regulator of chromatin, subfamily c, member 1a. The transcript is spliced from 27 exons. The record is from RefSeq and is a predicted model, not a curated record. Bases 51 to 3407 code for a protein of 1118 amino acids. Lineage: Eukaryota; Metazoa; Chordata; Actinopteri; Cyprinodontiformes; Poeciliidae. Gene Ontology annotation, cellular component: nBAF complex; SWI/SNF complex; npBAF complex. Gene Ontology annotation, molecular function: nucleosomal DNA binding; histone binding. Gene Ontology annotation, biological process: positive regulation of DNA-templated transcription.